Molecule: messenger RNA, 1227 nt
Organism: Micromonas commoda
Lineage: Eukaryota; Viridiplantae; Chlorophyta; Mamiellophyceae; Mamiellales; Mamiellaceae
Product: carbohydrate-binding module family 20 protein
Exons: 1
Coding region: 170-1045 (291 amino acids)
Cellular component (GO): membrane
Molecular function (GO): starch binding
Source: RefSeq, a predicted model, not a curated record
CCACCAUCCGGACGCGAACGCUAAUCACACCCGCCAGCGCAGACACAAGUCUCGUCGGCGUGUCCCUCAGCAGUCCGCGUCUGUUUCGGACGUCGGGAACCGUCGCGUGAGUCGUCCAGAGCGUGAAGAGGCGGAUCUCUUUUCAACCGGCGUAUAAUCGUCUGAAAUCAUGGCCCUCGCCCUCUCCGUCAGCGCGUCCGCCGCGUCCGCCAAGGUCGCCGCGCACCGCGCUCACGGCCUUAAGGCGUCUUCCAAGACCUCCGCGGUCGUCUUCCCCGCCAAGCGCGGUCGCCACGUCGUCCGCGCGGACGCGGUCGGCACCGAGAGGAACGGGGACGCGGAUGCCUCGGUGUCCAUCUCCGCGGCGCCCUCCGCGGUGAAUGGUACGCUCGCGACCGCCGGCGCGGUGCCCAGCAAGGAGGCUGCGCUGGCGAGGGCUCGCGAUAUCAUGGCUGCGGACCCCGCCGCCGCCACCGCGCUCUCCCUGGUCGGCCAGAAGGUCGACAUGAAGGUGUGCUUCUCCCUGCACUACGUGACGAAGCCUGGGGAGGACUUGUUCAUCAUCGGCUCGGACGAGCGCCUCGGCAACUGGGACCAGAACCAGGGCGUGGCCAUGACUUGGACCGAGGGCAACGUGUGGAAGUGCGAGAUGGACCUUCCCGCCGGCGGCGUCUUCUUCUACAAGUACCUCGUCAAGCUCCCGGGCAACGGCUUCAAGUGGCAGGAUGGCGCCAACAACCUGCUCGUCCUGCCCGAGCCCUGGGACGUCCCGGAGGGCGGGGUCUUCAUGGCGGACGACGACUUCGGUGGCGUCACCAGGGAGGCGCAGACGCAGCUCGCGGUGAAGCUCAUCUCGACGGAGAAGGAGAAGGUGCAGCUGCGGGUGGAGGCGAACAAGGCGAAGGAGAUGACCAAGGCUGCGCUCCAGGAGCUCCUCAUUGCGCGCGAAGAGCUGAACAAGGCGCAGGAGAAGCUCGCGGCGUACGAGGGUAACGUCCAGACGGCGUUCAACGGGCAGCUCAACGGGGGCGCGAACCAGAGGUGAUCGCCGUUAUUGCCUCGAUGAUGGAUGAUAAAAGUAGACGUACCUUUUCUUUUUCCGGGGUUCGAUCGCGUUGGCGCUGGAGGGUGAAACAAACAAUUGUUUGGCGGGUUUCCCUCCGCGGCGCGAUCGGCACACAGCUGUGCAUAAUCUGCAUGUAAUAAUUCAAGUUCUGUUUUUCGACA